Dermacentor andersoni is the source of this 720-nucleotide messenger RNA. Lineage: Eukaryota; Metazoa; Arthropoda; Arachnida; Ixodida; Ixodidae. The record is from RefSeq and is a predicted model, not a curated record.
AUGGCUACCGCCCAGCGAGAGGACAGCAAACUUCAGGCCUUACGACCAAAGGCUAAUUCCAUCCAACUUCAAGAUCGAGCUCGUCAAUUCGACUCUGUGCUGUUCUAUGCGACGUCCCGACUGCUGAGUGUGAGCAACAUCAAGAAGACGGCCUUCCACCCCAUAUCCAACGGCAUGGUCGAGCGCUUUCACCGCGAGUUACAGGUCUCACUCACAUCACGGACACUGAUGAGCCUACCACUCGUCCUCUUCGCCACUCAUAGUGUGAUAUGGACUGACGCAUCCUUCUCUUCGGCAGAGCUGGUGUUCGGAAAUGCAUUGAGGUUACCUGGGCAAUUUUUCGACGGGGUGCCAAUACUAAAGCUCGACGCCGGUUAUUAUGCCAGUCGCCUCCUUUCUGCCAUGGAAGACGUCUCUCCUGUUCAGUGCCGACAUUAUUCGCGCCAAGCCUUCGUCAGUCGCGCCCUCCAAGGCUGCACGCACGUCUGCGUUAGGCACGACCUGGUUCAACAACCACUAGCAUCACAUUAUGACGGGCCUUUCAAAUUCAUCAAACGCUGUCCCAUGUACUUUGUCCUGCUGAUGAAUGGACACCCAGACAGCGUUGCGAUUGAGCGCAUCAAGCCUGUCUUCCUCGACGCCGACGUCAUAACCGCCGACGACAAACCACUUCCGAAGAACAAGAACGUUCACUUCGCCGACACAAGCACUACGUUCUAG